ACAAACGAGAACCGCCCUCUUCCCUCUCUCGCCUCCUCUCAUUUUUCGCUUCGUACAUUCAGUCAGUCAAGUUCUCCAUUAGUUUUACUUGUGGCGGGAACUCACUUUUGGCGACAUUGACGGCGAUUUGGUUUCUUUUACGGCAUUCUUUUGAUUUUUUUCCCUUCAUCUCCAAACGCCUAUUGGGCCCCAAUGCUAUUGUCUGAUUGUUAUGGAAAUGUGAAACGCAUGCGGUUUUGAUUGUGCCUCGAAAACGCGGCGUUCUUGAAUCUAGGGUUUCUGUUGUUUGACUAUCGCGACUGGGUCUCUUUUUCCUGUUCGAAUAUUGGGAACUUAAUUCAUAUGCAGGUUUGCGUCCCUUAUAAUUGCAUCUGCACAUAGUUAUAAGGAUGCCUCUAUUCAAAAGAAAGGCUUUUCCUUUGGCUGAACUUCCUAAUGAUUUGGAACCUCAUGAGCUUGUAUACCAAGUUCGAUUUACAGAGGAGAUAUUUCGGGGCUACGAUGAAUAUUUGAACCGGAUAAAUUUAUAUCGCCAGAGAGUUUGGAUGUGUAAAGUCUCUGGAAAGACUAACUUGACCUAUGAAGAGGCUUUGCUGUCAGAAGAGCGGGCUACUGAGAAGGUUCAUCAGUUCCCGAAAGAGCUAAUGGAACCUGCCCUGCAGAUUAUUCAAUACAGUAUGCUUUCAUUGAAAGACCUUUCUGAUAUGGUAGCUGAGAAGUUGCAGGAACGGUUAUAUGUGGGUGCUGAAAUAUAUGGAAGGAAGGAUGAUGAUAUGUAUCCAUGCAUAGUAUCAAAGAUUAUUGAAGAUGAUGUUGGAAAAAUUGAAUAUGAGGUAGCUUGGCUCGACAAAAAUAAGGAAGUUAUAGAAACUUCGGUAAUAAAUAGGGAAGAUGUGAUACAAAAGAAGCUGCCAUUUAGUAGAAAAUUUUUGAAGUCUUUUAUUCGGGAAUCUACAUACCGUAGUGCUCCUUGGGUGCUUCAUGAUAAACUUGCACAAAGUUAUGGAAUAUCAAAAAAUGUUCCAGAGAACUUAAGAAGCAAAGUUUCUUUCAAGGAUGGAUUACUAGUCUGCAAUAAGAGAAGGAAAAAUGGGGAGGAAGCAAAACAUGACCUUGAAAAUUGUAAAAGGAAAAAAGUUGACGGUUCAGAAGGUGAUGAACCAGUGGAAGAACCUAUCAAAUAUCCAAUUGAUGACCUGUUAGUGCAGCCAGAUGCAGAUGAUCCAGUUUUCACAGAUCGCCCUUCUCCAUCAAGGGACUUCAAUGUUCCAAUGGAAUGCGUUGGUGAUCUUUUAAUGGUUUGGGAUUUUUGUUCUUCUUUUGGUAGGCUGUUGCACUUAUGGCCAUUCUCUCUUGAAGAUUUUGAAAAUGCUAUCUGCCACAAGAAGGGCAAUUUGGUCCUUCUUGUGGAAGCUCAUUCGGCUCUUCUUCGGUUGCUCAUAAAAGACAAUGGUGAAUAUUUUUCAGCUGUGCGGGAAAGAAAUCGAAAAUUAAAGAUUACCCUAAUCACUUGGACAGAGUUUUUGUGCGAUUUUUUAGAAAUGAUCAACAUUCCUGAAUUAUGUGCUUACGUAGCAACUAUCAAGCGGGGGCACUAUGGCCUUUUAGAUGCUCAUGCUAAAUUGGGAAUCUUCCGAGAAUUGGUUAAUCAUGCACUUGAAACAAAUAUUGUUAGGGAAAAAUUGGAUAAGUUUGUUGAGCAGAGGCAGGCUCUUGGAGCCACAAGAAGGGAGGAAGCAUUGGAGGAAGCCAGAAAGAAAAGAAAAGAGAAAGAACGUUUGAGGGCAGAGUCUGAUGUCGAUCAAGUAAUGGAUUUGGAGAGUAAAGGAAGUGCAUCCGAAAAUGGUAAUCAUAUAAGACAGAAUGGAGACAUAGUAAAGAAAAGAAAUGGUGAGAUCCGAUCAUCUAGACAGGAUAGUGCAUCGGAAAAAAGUGGGAGCAAGCAAGUGGACGCUGCUCCAAAGAAAAUGGCCAGGAAACAGAAAGUGGAAGUGAAAGUCCCAACAGCCAAUGGCAAUGGGAAGGAUUUAUCUGAGAAGGAAGCACUGGAACGGUCAAGGGAUGAUAGAAAGGAAGUCGUCGGACAGAGCAGCAAAGAACGAAGGAGGGAGUAUUAUGAACGGGAGAUCGAGAAGCGGUUUAUACGUACCAAUUCCUUAGGUAAAGACAGAAAUCAUAACAGAUAUUGGUGGUUCCAGCGUGAUGGCAGAAUAUUUGUUGAGAGUUCUGACUCCAAGCAGUGGGGGUAUUACAGUAGCAAGGAAGAGCUCUAUCUGUUGACCGGCUCACUAAAUUGCAAGGGUGAGAGGGAGAGGGCACUUAAAAAGCAGCUGGAAAAAUUUAUUAGCAGAAUAUGCCUGGAAAUCGAAAAGAGAUCAAAGGACUUAGCUCAAAGGGUUGCAUUGGAGGAGGCAGUGCUCCGAAGAUCUUCUCGCGUACGAGCUCCACCAAGGAAAAAUCCUGCCAAUGCUUUCCUUGAGUAUGUUAACAAGUGGAAGGAAGACUAACUAAGCUUCCGCAGUCCACUACAUUUAACUUGCAUUAGGACAAAAGGAGACUAGGAAUUUUUUGUUGGAGUCCAUUGCAUUCUUGUGAUCGCUUUUGUGGGCAUCUCUGGAGUGUUGAGGGCCGAGGAAGUGGUGACAGAAAAGUAGGGGAGGAAUUGGGAUGUAGCAGUUUUUUUUUGUUAAUAUAUCAAUUUUUUCUUAUCCAUUCCUCUACCAGUCCAGUAGACAGACUUGUAUUUGUGCUUGACACUCAAUUUCUAUAAAUGACCUUGCUUGACAUUUU
This is a messenger RNA of Prunus dulcis (almond), 2790 nucleotides long. RefSeq names its product DDT domain-containing protein DDB_G0282237-like. Lineage: Eukaryota; Viridiplantae; Streptophyta; Magnoliopsida; Rosales; Rosaceae. The coding region runs from base 390 to 2507 and encodes 705 amino acids. The transcript is spliced from 12 exons. The record is from RefSeq and is a predicted model, not a curated record.